GAUACACAUCAAUAAUGUGUCAUUAAUGAAAAUAAUUAUAAACAAAAAACAUGAGAUUGAUACUUUUUAUUGGACUUGUUGUGUCCUGUACAUGUCAUGGAAUAUACAAACACAGACAAGUUCGUGCCGUAAUAAAUGGCGACAAUAGUGUUGUGGAUAGUUACUUGGAAAAAUUCGGUUACAUGGCACCUGCUAAAUCAUUAAAACUACAUUCAACCUCUGAGAGGACAGAAUCUCUAAAAGCCUUCCAGACGUUUAACAAACUCCCAGUAACAGGACAGUUAGACGAAGCUACAAUGGAAAAAAUGAACCAGCCGAGAUGUGGUCUUCCAGAUAUGAAGGUCGGGACAGACGGUUUACCCAAACCAUUUGUAACCGGUCCAAAGUGGAGAAAAAAGAACUUAUCCUGGAGAAUUACUAAGUAUACUAGCGAUUUGACAAAUUCAGUAGCAAGGUCUGAAAUAGAGAGAUCGAUGCUAGCUUGGUCUGAUGUGGCAGAUUUGACCUUCACAGAGGUCACAUCUGGACAGGAUCUUAAUAUUAGAUUUGAAACUGGAAGUCACGGUGAUGGUGGCGCUUUUGACGGUAGAGGUGGAGUUCUUGCUCAUGCAUUUUUCCCUCAGGACGGCAGAGUCCAUUUUGACGAUGGUGAAACAUGGGUUGUAAACAGAACCGGUAUUGACCUAUUUAUCGUUAGUGCACAUGAAUUCGGACAUGCUCUUGGACUUGAUCAUUCUGACAAUAACGAUGCUUUAAUGGCACCAUUUUACACCGGGUAUAUAGCAGACUACAAACUCCGACCUGAUGAUAUAGCUGGAAUAAGAUCUUUAUAUGGUGCGCAACAGACGCCUGCAACAACUAAAGCACCAACUCAACCACCAACUCAACCACCAACUCAACCACCAACUCAGCCACCAACCCAACCACCAACUCAACCACCAACGCAACCACCAACUCAACCACCAACUCAGCCACCAACUCAGCCACCAACUCAGCCACCAACCCAGCCACCAACUCAGCCACCAACCCAACCACCAACUCAACCACCAACUCAACCACCAACUCAACCACCAACUCAGCCACCAACCCAACCACCAACUCAACCACCAACUCAACCACCAACGCAACCACCAACUCAACCACCAACUCAGCCACCAACUCAGCCACCAACUCAGCCACCAACUCAGCCACCAACCCAACCACCAACUCAACCACCAACUCAGCCACCAACUCAACAGCCAAACCAACCACCAACUCAGCCACCAACUCAGCCACCAACCCAACCACCAACUCAACCACCAACCCAGCAACCAAGUCAACCAACUCCACGACCAACUCAACCUCCUACCCAGCAACCAAGUCAACCAACACCUGCACCAACGCCAGCAGUGGAUACUAGACCUAGACUGUGUAAACUUCGAUAUGAUUCCACAGUCAGAGACGCAGAUGGCAACUAUUUAUUCUUUUUGUUACGUCGUUUUGUAUUGGUAUUGGACGAGGAAGAUGGAUUGAAGCGCAGCACAUUAACAUCGUUAAUGUUUAGAGGAGCUCCACGACGACAUAGUUGUGUAUUUAGGAUAUCACAGACUGAUCAAACAUACUUUUUACGAGGACGAAGAGUGUAUGAAUUUAACUCUGAGGGAAGACGUACAAGGAUGUUUUGGAUCAGGGGAGGACGAGGAAGUAUGCCAGAGAGACCACGUGCUGCAUUCGCUAUGAACGAGAAUCAAGUUUAUAUCCUUGGAACAACUAAAGUGUGGCAAAUAGAUUUAUCAACAAGACGUGUGAUUGCUGAUUCAGAGAAGUUGAUUACAGAAGAGUUUCCAGGAUUAACAGAAAGAUGUGAUUCAGCUAUGCUUUACGAUGAUGCUACAGUUUAUUUCUUCCGAGAAAAUAUGUACUAUACUUUUGACAUGCAACAAAAAACUCUUACUGGACCAAACGACGCCGCUUCAAAAUUCAUUAAGGACCAAUGUACAUUGUAGACGAUGUAUAACACGAGGAGAGUGACAAUUACACAAUUACAUGACUGUUUUAUGACCUGUUCUUACUAAAAACUACAAGUACUGAAAAUCAAUCAUUGUAAUUCUUCAUAUCAUAUGCAA
Molecule: messenger RNA, 2105 nt
Organism: Mytilus trossulus (common blue mussel)
Lineage: Eukaryota; Metazoa; Mollusca; Bivalvia; Mytilida; Mytilidae
Exons: 11
Coding region: 51-1985 (644 amino acids)
Biological process (GO): collagen catabolic process; proteolysis; extracellular matrix organization
Cellular component (GO): extracellular matrix
Molecular function (GO): zinc ion binding; metalloendopeptidase activity
Source: RefSeq, a predicted model, not a curated record